UUGGUGAAGUGACAUCGUCCAUCUGUGGAGCUGAAGAUCACAUACAUUUCGCUAUGCAGAAGAACGACGGUGGAGUUAUCGACCCUACCAGAUACGUUCCUCCCAGGAUUCCAGCUUUACCGAAAUGGGAACAAGAAUGUGAUGACUACAAACUAGUGUGGAAGUUUGAUGUGGUAUCAGAAGGUGUUCUAAUUGGUCUUGGAGGUAAAGACAAUACAACCGAGGAACCAGCGAGAACAGGAGAUAAUAUAGAAAAACCUAUCAACCUGGAUGAUCAAGAUGAUCCAGCUAAAGUACUAGAUGAAGGAUUAUUUGGCGAUGAUUCUAUGUUAAGUAAGGUUGAGAAGAACAGCAACAAAGUUGAAGAAAAAACAAAAAACACUAAAGAUUCUGGACUGAAAAACUUCUUCAAAAAGCCAACUGCAUUUUUACAGAAAUUUUCGCUUCGAAAAUUGAAAGUUGGCGCCAUCUUGGAUUUGUUGGAUAUAUUAGGAUUGGAUGAGAGCAAAGGACACAUGGCCGAAGUUAUCCUUAAAAUAAAGGAAAUCAUUGAUAACAAGCCAUGUUUUAAUCCCUACCAGAUGACCGAUGAUCAACUAAGAGCAGAAUUAACAGAACGAGGAAAAGUCGCUGAAGGAUCUCGUCAAACUAUGAUAAAUACUUUAACCAAUCAUGGCAGCAAAUGUCCGGGUAUGACCAUGAGGUUGCCUAAAAACAUGUACUGUACGUUUGAUCAGCAUUGUUUAGGUCUGGAGUGUUGCGUUCACCUUAAAGUCUUCAUGUUCCUGAAAACCUAUAAACUCUAUGCUAGAUUCGAUCCUUGUAAUCUGGAAUUUGUUCUGGGAAUCAAAGACAAGUUUGAGAAAAAGUUCGGCGGUUUUGGUGAUAUAUAUGGAGGUUUUGAUUUAGAAGUAAAACCAGGUGUUAAAAUCGAUUUACUCGGUGGAAUGGAAUUAGUUAUCAGGGUAAAAGUUGAGAAAACCGAUACAGUAGCUUUAGGAACAGUUGGUGUUGGUUUCUGUUCCCAGGAAGAUAACAGUAACUGUAUGCCAUUCUUAAUGUUAUUAGAUGAAUCAAUCUUACCAUUACCAAUCUGUAACCCUGAUGGUUCGCUAACCUGGCCAGAAGUCAACUGGAAAGAGUAUUACAGUCGGGAUGCUAUCAAGAAAAGGUUAAAAGAAUCGGCUAAGAAAUUAGCCGAAGAAUCCGUGGAAUACGGAUUAAAGGAAGCAUUGAAACAACUUGGUAUACCUGAGGAUCUGUUAGAAGAGACACCACCUUGCCAACGACCCGAAAUUUUGACCAAUGCAAUAUUGAAGAAUCGACUUGGUGAUCGAGGUUUGAUAACAACCGGAACUUCUCAACAGUUAAUCGACAGGCUUAUCCAGGCUGAGAAAACGUGUAAAAUCUUCGAUAAAACCUUGACUCUACCAACAAUAAAAAACGAGAAGUUGAAGAAAUUAAUCUAUUUACAAAUCUCAGAUAAUUGUAUGCAUCUACAGGCCUGUGUCGAUGUUAAAAUAAGAACGAAAUUAUUCAACUUUACCAAAGCCUUCAACGCUUAUGUUGAACUGGAUUCGUGUAAUUUUAUGUUACACGUGGGCUUCGAGAAAUAUAAACAUUCUAUUGUACUGAUUGGAUAUGAAUGGGGUGAGUGA
Patella vulgata (common limpet) is the source of this 1658-nucleotide messenger RNA. RefSeq lists its product as uncharacterized. The coding region runs from base 54 to 1658 and encodes 534 amino acids. The record is from RefSeq and is a predicted model, not a curated record. NCBI's taxonomy places the organism in Eukaryota, Metazoa, Mollusca, Gastropoda, Patellidae. The transcript has 11 exons.